UGUUACUGGUGGACCUGCUGUGGCUGGUCUGGGGGCGUUGAGACCUCGUCCAGACCCUGGUGGAGAGUGAGCCUCUCACCAUGUCAGCCUGCUGCAACUGGAAAUGCAUUUUCCAGUAUGAGACAAACAAAGUCCUCCGGAUCCAGAGCGUGAAUUAUGGAAGCAUUAAGUGGAUCCUGCACAUGCUGGUCUUUUCUUACAUCAGCUUUGCUUUGAUCAGUGACAAGCGGUACCAAAAGAAAGAGUCUGUCAUCAGCUCUGUGCACACCAAGGUGAAAGGGAUAGCAGAGGUGAAGGCGGAGAUACUGGAGAAUGGAAUCAAGAAGAUGGUGUCUGAGGUCUUUGACACCGCAGAUUACACCUUCCCCCUGCAGGGAAACUCCUUCUUCGUGAUGACAAACUUUCUCAAGACAGAAGGCCAACAGCAGGGGAAAUGUCCUGACUUUCCCACCAGGAGGACGAUCUGUUCCUCUGACAAGAAUUGUAAAGAGGGACGGAUGGACCCGCAGAGCAAAGGGAUCCAAACCGGAAGGUGUGUAGUGUAUAAAGAAAGGCUGAAGACCUGUGAAGUCUCCGCCUGGUGUCCCGUCGAGGAAGUGGGAGAGCCCCCCCGGCCCGCGCUAUUGAACAGUGCCGAAAACUUCACUGUGCUCAUCAAGAAUAACAUCGACUUUCCUGGCCACAACUACACCACGAGAAACAUCUUGCCAGGUAUAAACAUCACUUGUACCUUUCACAAGACUCAGAAUCCACAGUGUCCCAUUUUCCGACUGGGAGAAAUUUUCCAAGAAACAGGAGAUAAUUUUUCAGAAGUGGCAAUUCAGGGAGGGAUCAUGGGCAUUGAGAUCUACUGGGACUGCAACCUGGACAGUUGGUUCCAUCGCUGCCGCCCAAAAUACACCUUCCGUCGCCUUGAUGACAAGACCACCAAUGAGUCCUUGUACCCUGGCUACAACUUCAGAUACGCCAAGUACUACAAGGAAAACAACGUUGAAAAACGGACUCUGAUAAAAGUCUUCGGGAUCCGUUUUGACAUUCUGGUUUUUGGCACCGGAGGAAAAUUUAACAUUAUCCAGUUGGCAGUUUACGUUGGCUCAGUCCUCUCCUACUUUGGUCUGGUCACUGUGAUCAUCGACUUGCUCAUCUGCACUUACUCAAGCACAUGCUGUCGGUCCCACAUUUAUCCCUCUUUCAAGUGCUGUAAAUACUGUGCAGUCAAUGAAUACUACUACAGGAAGAAGGGGGAGCCCAUUGUGGAGCCAAAGCGGACAUUAAAAUAUGUGUCCUUUGUGGAUGAACCCCACAUCAGGAUGGUGGACCAGCAGCUACUUGGGGAAAGUCUACAAAAUGUCGAAGGUGAAAACGUCCCAAGACCCUCAAUGGACUUCACGGACUUGUCCAGGCUGCCCCUGUCUCUCCAUGACCCAUCCCCUACUCCUGGGCAACCAGAGGAGAUGCGGCCGCUAAGUAGGGAAGCGUCUCCUCUAUCCAGCAACAGCCCAGAUUGGUGCCAGUGUGGACACUGCCUCCCGUCCCAGCUCCCCAAGAGCCACAGAUGCCUGGAAGAGCUGUGCUGUCGGAAGAAGCCUGGUGCCUGCAUCACCACCUCGGAGCCCUUCAGGAAGCUUAUCUUGUCCCGACAGGUCCUGCAGUUCCUCCUGCUCUACCAGGAGCCCCUGCUGGUGCUGGAUGACAGUGCCAACAGCCGGCUGCGGCACUGUGCCUACAGGUGCUACACCACCUGGCGCUUCGGCUCCCAGGACCUCGCCGACUUUGCCAUCCUGCCCAGCUGCUGCCGCUGGACGAUCCGGAGAGAGUUUCCCAAGAGUGAAGGCCAGUACACCGGCUUCCAGAGUCCUUGCUGAUGGCACAGGGCUCAGCAGGCAUGUUAACGUUUGUUUCCUUUGUUUGUGCCCUGAGCUUGACCUGCAAAGAUCUGUGGCCAAACGUUCAACCAAAGGGAAAUGUGUUUUCUGCUCCUGCAGCUCUAGACAUGUCAGAGAGCAGAAUGAACAAACAAACAAACAAACAAACCCAAAUCCCUCAGCAGGGACUGAGUCGAGAGAUUCGGAUCUGUACCUCAGUUCUGUCCCCAGCAAGUUGUGUGGUCCUUGGCUUUUAACUCUAUGCCGCAAUUGCCCUCCUACCCAACCUGCUAUCCUAACCAAGGGGUCAGGAGGACAAACUCAGAGAGUGUACAUGAACUUUCUGGUCAAUGCACAAAGAGCUACAUGAAUGUGAAGUGGCUCCUUGUGAGGCCAGACUGGGAUAAGAUACAACUAUGAACAAACCUUGGGGUGCUGGCUGGACACUGUGAGGAUUAAUGGUGGCCAAAUUCUUGGGCACUCGUCCAUAACCUAAGGGUUAUGUCUCCUCCCCCUGCAUGUGCGCAGCUCUGACUGCUUUAGCCAAUCAUGGAAGUAACGCUGUGCUGGCUUCAGGGUCUUGGUCUUGGGGCUGGCAGCUUCUGCCUCCCGUCCUGUCCCAUGGCUGCUGCGAAGCCAGCCCCCAUACAGAGGUCUGCCUCUCCUCAGACUACCCAACUGUGAGGCAGCUCCAGAAGCCACAUGGACAACAGAGAUGUCUGACCACUUCCCAGCUUCCAAGACAUCCAAACGCAGUCACUGGACAUGGGAGAGAAGCCUUCAGAUGAUUCCACGCCCUACUAGCAUCGGACUGCCACUGCAGGAGACACCUCCCAGGGCACCCAUGGAGCAAAACCAUUGUUUUAAGCCACUAAGUUCAGCGUUGUUUGAGACGCAGCAACAGAUGGAGGACAGAGAGCAAGCCUGACUCACUGGAACACAGACUGGGCCUAGACCUUCCAUGGUUCUAGGGUUCUUAGGGAGACUGGACCACCCCUGAAGCUCCAUGGGGGCUUCGGUCUCUGUUCAGCAGUCCUAUCAGGGAUGAGAACAAAUCAGGGAACCCACCAGACCAGCCCUGGAAUCCAUCCAGUCUAACUGUUGAACCACCCAAUACAUUCUCACCCACAGCCUAUUACUAGGACUAGAAGUAGCUACCGCUGCUAAAACUGGAAAAGACCACCUUUGUGUCCUUAACAUCCUGUACUUCACAGCCAAUCAGAAUGGACACAGUCUGCAUGCUACUUAAAAAGCAACUCACACUCAAACCUUUACCAUUUCUGUACAGUGACCUCUAAGAAUGUGAAAAUGGAGUCAGAGGUUUUAGGAUCUUCCUUCAGGAUUUCCUUUUCAUGGUUCUGAUAUUAGAAUUGAUUAUUUCUAAACAAUUCUUUUAAAGAAUAAAUAAAGACCACUAUUCAACACUGUAAA
Messenger RNA from Neogale vison (American mink), 3296 nucleotides. RefSeq names its product purinergic receptor P2X 7 (gene P2RX7). The transcript has 13 exons. NCBI's taxonomy places the organism in Eukaryota, Metazoa, Chordata, Mammalia, Carnivora, Mustelidae. Bases 81 to 1865 code for a protein of 594 amino acids. The record is from RefSeq and is a predicted model, not a curated record. Gene Ontology annotation, molecular function: extracellularly ATP-gated monoatomic cation channel activity; ATP binding; purinergic nucleotide receptor activity. Gene Ontology annotation, biological process: monoatomic cation transmembrane transport; response to ATP. Gene Ontology annotation, cellular component: nuclear inner membrane; plasma membrane.